This is a messenger RNA of Kluyveromyces marxianus DMKU3-1042, 2457 nucleotides long. It is a transcript of the gene PBS2, whose product is annotated as mitogen-activated protein kinase kinase PBS2. The coding region runs from base 1 to 2457 and encodes 818 amino acids. The transcript has a single exon. The record is from RefSeq and is a predicted model, not a curated record. NCBI's taxonomy places the organism in Eukaryota, Fungi, Ascomycota, Saccharomycetes, Saccharomycetales, Saccharomycetaceae. Gene Ontology annotation, molecular function: MAP kinase kinase activity; ATP binding. Gene Ontology annotation, biological process: protein phosphorylation; cellular hyperosmotic response; MAPK cascade.
AUGGCUAAUGAUAUGAGACGAUCAAGCAUGUCUUCUUCAUCUUCACACGGGCAAGGGCCGAAUCAGGGUCUGGCUCAAGGUCAGGGACAACCACAAGGAAAUGUGAACGUGAACGGGUCGUAUUCACAGAUAAAUUCGAGUUUGCAUGCGAGGGUCAAGGCUUUCCAGGAACAGAGACAGUUGAAGCGGUCUGGGAGUAUCCACUCGAACCAAUCGCAGAAUUCAGUACAGAUACAGCAGAUUGUGAAUAAGCCGUUGCCCCCGCUGCCUCCGAAGAUUAUGGUGGGGGAGGGCGAGCAUUUGUCGGAAGACUCGCAGCAUCAUCAUCAUCAUCAUCACCAGCAGCAGCAGCAGCAGCAGCAACAACAACAACAACAACAACUACAUAAAAGUGAUGGAUCGGGAGAGUCGAUACAACGAGGUACUGAACUGGAUCAUCAACAAAAAGUACAACAACUGCCACAACUGCCGCAGCAGCCGCAGUCACAACAACCCCAACAGCCACAACCACAACAACCACAGCAAUCAACACCACCAGUAACACCAUCACAACAACAACAACAACAACCACAACAAAUACAGCAGCAUCAUAACCAAACUCAAAAUCAAGGUCAAACCCAAAGUCAAGCCCAAAAUCAGCAACACCCACAGCAUUCAGCACAAGUUCUGUCGUCGCGAAAGGGCUUGCCUCAUGGCAUUCAAAAAGACAUGCAUUUACAACAAACUCAACAACAGGCCCAGCAGCAGCAGCAGCAACAGCAGCAGCGUCAACGGCCUCUGCAGGCAGCUACUAUGACUCAAGGGAGAAGAGAUGGACUCAUGAAACAGACGCAAGAACAACUAGAGAAGAUGAGGAUAAGUGCUUCCUCUGCACCUCCACCUGGAACAUUUGGCAAUAUCCCUUCGAUAUCCCAAGAUCGCGAGCUAAACCCAAUAAGACAGGCCCCACGUCCACCUGCUGGCGGAAUUCCCACAGGGAAUAUUCCGAACUACUUUAUGGCACCAGGAACAGGUGGUAUGCCUCCAGUUUCCACUUCAUCUUCCUCAGCAACAGACCCAGGUCAAGCUCCGCCAAGACCUUCUCAAGGUCAACCACAUUUACAGAAAGCCAAACAAUCUCUAUCGGCAAGGAGAGGUUUGAAACUUCCACCGGGCGGAAUGUCGCUGAAAAUGAAACCUACAAGUCAGCCACAGCAGUUGGCACCUCAACAUACCCACCAGGAGUUUGCGGGGGCUCCUUCUAACACUGCUGUGCCAGUGGUACAAGGGAGACGUUCCAAUCCAGGCUCGCUGAUUAACGGUCUGCAGACAACUUCCACUUCUUCUGCGAAUACGUCGCACGAGACGGCAGGAACCGAACCUAAGCCGGGCUCCAACUCCAAUACCAAUUCUGGUAUUGGUGGUCUAUUCGCAAAUUUCUCCAAAUACGUUAAUAUUAAGUCCGGUUCGCUCAAUUUCGCUGGAAAAUUGUCUUUAUCAUCAAAGGGUGUAGACUUUAGCAAUGGAUCCAGUUUCCGCAUUACUUUGGACGAGUUGGAGUUUUUGGAAGAGUUGGGCCACGGGAAUUACGGUAAUGUCUCAAAAGUUUUACAUAAACCUACUCAUAUUACCAUGGCAAUGAAGGAAGUCAGGUUAGAAUUAGACGAAUCAAAAUUCAGACAGAUUCUAAUGGAGUUAGAAGUGUUACAUAACUGUCAAUCUCCAUACAUCGUGGAUUUUUAUGGAGCAUUCUUCAUUGAGGGUGCAGUAUACAUGUGCAUGGAAUACAUGGAUGGUGGGUCUUUGGACAAAUCGUAUGACGAUGAACAGUUAGGAGGCAUUGAUGAGCCACAAUUGGCUAGGAUCACUAGCUCUGUGAUAAAGGGGCUAAAAGAAUUAAAAGAUGUGCAUAAUAUUAUCCAUCGUGAUGUUAAACCAACAAAUAUUCUAUGCUCUGCUAGUCAAGGUACGAUAAAAUUGUGCGAUUUCGGUGUGUCUGGAAAUUUAGUCGCAUCAUUAGCUAAAACAAAUAUCGGCUGCCAAUCUUACAUGGCUCCGGAAAGAAUUAAGUCUUUGAAUCCAGACAAAUCAACAUAUUCAGUUCAGUCAGAUAUAUGGUCUCUUGGGUUGUCUAUCCUUGAAAUGGCAUUAGGUGCCUACCCAUAUCCUCCAGAAACUUUUGAUAACAUAUUUUCGCAGCUAAGUGCUAUAGUGGACGGGCCAACGCCAAAGCUACCAGAGGGAAAAUUCUCAGCUGAUGCCCAAAAUUUCGUGUCAAUGUGUCUACAAAAGAUUCCCGAACGUAGGCCAACCUACGCAGCCUUACUAGAGCAUCCUUGGUUAAAGAGGUACGAAAAUGUAGACGUGAAAAUGAGCGAAUACAUCACUACUAGACUAAAUAAGAGGAAAGAAUGGCUAGCAGAGACCGGAGAAGACUUACCAAAGCAUAUCCCUGCCUUGCAUAUGGGUGGAUUGUAA